UUGAUGCUGUUUUCGGUGUAACGGUUUUAUGUAGCCGUCCGUGCAGUAUAGCUUUUUGAAACUCAAUUUUUCUGAUUUAAAACUCGUUAUUUCCGUCCCCAUUUCGACCUGAUUUGAUGAGAAAUUUGUACCUUAUCCUGACCAAAUACCACUGCUUCGAGAAUGAAGACGAUGCGCCAGAAAACGCCUAUAAAGGUGCACCAGCGGCCAACCCCGCUGAGCAGCGCCGUGCAAAGUCGUGGAAAUUCUGGCAGCAACUUGCCAAGCGAUCCGGUUCAUGUGUACUGCCGCGUCCGACCGUUGCCAUGCGAAUCCGAUCUGUCCUGCCUGCGGGUGGCCGCUCAAAAUACGGUCGUAUUGACGCCACCGGAAAUCGCAAUUAACUACAAGAUAUCCAAUCUCAAGGAAACGCAGUACAUUUUUAAACGGGUUUUCGAAUCGGGUUCAUCGCAGCAUGAAGUUUACUCGACGGUGGCCCAACCGCUGGUCGAAGCGCUGGUGCGUGGCAAGAAUGGACUGCUGUUUACUUACGGAGUAACCGGAAGUGGCAAAACUUACACCAUGACGGGAGAUUUGCAGCAUCGGGGAGUUAUGCCUCGGUGCCUGGAUGCGCUUUUUCGUACAAUUGCCGACUAUCAGGCACGAAAAUUCAUUUUCAAACCAGAUCGGCUUAACGGAUUCGACAUCCUAUCGGAGGCAGACGCGAUGCUGGAACGUCAGCAGGAACUACAUUCGAAGCUGAAUCGGAUAAAGCGAAAAGAGCCAUUGGAUCCGGAAGUUGCAUCGAAAGCCUCGGUGGAACCGUCGGAACUGAGCGGUGUUGAAGAGGACAACAUCUAUUCCGUGUUUAUAACGUAUGUGGAAGUUUACAACAAUUGCGUUUACGAUCUACUGGAGGAGACCACGAUUCAAAAAACGAUGCAAAGCAAAAUGAUCCGAGAGGAUGCCAGCCACAACAUGUUCGUGCACGGAGUGACCGAGAUCGAGGUCAAGACGAUGGAGGAAGCCCUGGAGGUGUUCCAGAUCGGUCAGAAACGGAAACGGGUCGGUCACACGAUUUUGAAUGCCGAAUCGAGUCGUUCACAUUCGGUGUUCACCGUUCGGCUAGUUCAGGCACCGGUUGAUCAGAAGGGCGAACAUGUGGUCCAGGAUCGGAACGCCAUCACGGUCAGCCAGCUUUCGCUAGUCGAUCUGGCUGGUAGCGAGCGUACGAAUCGAACUGGGAAUACCGGGCAACGGUUGAGGGAAGCGGGUAAUAUUAACAAUAGUCUGAUGACUUUGCGAACCUGUAUGGAGAUUUUGAGGGAGAACCAAAUGACGGGCAGUACUAAAAAGGUUCCAUAUCGCGAAUCGAAAAUCACUCAUCUAUUUAAGAAUUAUUUUGACGGGGAAGGGCAGGUACGGAUGAUAGUUUGUGUCAAUCCACGAGCUGAGGAUUACGACGAAACGGCUCAGGUUAUGAAGUUUGCCGAAAUGACUCAAGAUGUGCAAAUUGCAAGACCCACUCCAGUAAAAAUUGAUGUCGGUUUGACCCCUGGACGUCGUAAGGCCAAUCAGUUGUUCAAAAUGGCUGUAAACGACAUAGAAAAACGUCACCAAGGCACCGCCAAUAAACUGGAGAUCGAUCUAGGAUUGGUGUACAGUUUGGGACCAAGUUUCCCGGAUAUGAAAAUGUACAGCCCGGAAUCGCAACUUCUGCUGCAAGAAUUGAUCAAGGUGCUCGAAAUGCGUGUUUCAAAAAGAAAAUCUCUAUGUGAAGAUUUCGAUACACGUCAAGAUCGUUUUCGAAUGAACUUGCUCAAGUUGGAAAAGGAAAAUAUUUCGCUCAAAUCGGAAAAUACUUCGAUUAAAGGCGUUUUGGGGCAAAGCCGACAAAAAAUCAAAGCCAUGGAGAACAAGAUCGUUAUCUACGAAAGUUCGAUCGACGAUUUGAACAGACGUAAUAGGAUUCUCGAGGAACGGGUUCGCGAAUUACAAACUCAAUUGAACCAGAAAACACAGCAACUGAACCAGAAGGAAAUUGAAAAAGAACGCCAGAGGAAGAAGUUUACUUCUAAAAUUGCUGUCGAAUCAGAAAAAAUGAGCCGGGAGCUGGAACUGAAACUCCAGGAACAGAAGAGCAAGCUGAAGGAAGAGAUGCGCGACAAAGAGGAAAGACUCCGAAUGGUUUCGGAAAUCAUUAGUACCCCGGUUGGGAAGGUGGCUCGAUCCAAUAGCGUUGACGAAUUGGCCACACCGGUUACUAGCCGGGUUACAUCAACGAAUGCCAAUGGAGUCCUCUACACUCCAAGAACGACGAGAGGCGUAGCAGUGGCCAAUCCCCGUCAUCGGCGGUCUCGCUCCACGGGCGAACGUUGGCUGGAACACCGUGCCGCAAAUCCAGUACCACUGGGAACGAUUCUACAGCCCUACUACACCAAUCGGAAGUCGGUUACCAAACUGAGCGAGGCUCGGGACGUUACCCACGCUAAAGCCUCCAAGUACUGCCUCAUUUCUCAGGAGGCUGAUACCGAGGGGGAAGUCGAGACAAAAAUUUUCAAAGGUGACGUGAUUCCGACAACCGGAGGCGGUGCCCAGGUGAUCUUCAACGACGUCGAAUGCCUCAAGCAGUAUUCUCCCACCAAGAGUCCAGGAGGGCGAAAGCGGUGCAGCGAUUACAAUGCACCCAGUGCGCCUCCUCUGGCGGAAAUACCAACCACCAGUUCCAAGUGCAGUACGGCAAUCGAAGGCCACGGGGGAAGUGGUGGAAAGCGAUCCAAACAUUAAGCAUUUCUUUUUAUUUCAGUGAGACUCUUUUUCUUUUUGUAAAUAUUAUUUACUGAUAUUUUUUUUUACAUUCUUUACAAAUAUUAAAACGAUAAAAACUUUGUUGUGGAAUCAUAAGUGAGACCCUAUUUGGACCACGAAUUUAAAUGUUAAUACAAACAAACCUGAGGAAUUUGAAUUGUUUUUUGUUUUUUUUUGAGAAAAUAAAGUCUCAACGGUUAUAAAAAAACACUUUUCUCACUUGAUUGAAUAGAAUUAAGUUUGGUCAUCUGCUAAAUACUUAAAAUUGAUUGUCAGAAUCCUCAGGAAAGUCAAAAUUGAAGAAGUUGAAGAAUUGCUUUGUCGAAGAGAAAAACAACCUGACAAUUCCGGUUUGCGCAAUCUUGAGAGUCGCGCUUCAAGAUCACCAAAUAGUGGACAACAGAAUUUUUUAAUGCCUUAAGGGAUGAAAAUCCCGGAAAAAAAAUGUUUUUAAUGCCUUUGGCCUAAAACAAUCUCGAUGACUUUUUCUUCUAGUUAAGCAGAAACUAUAAGGGCAAUGGAUCGAUGGAUGAAGCGUAAGAACAUUUAAUUACUUGUUACUGGUUUAUUUGAAUCUUCUUUGUAUAACGAAUCUUAAAUAUACAUGACAAAACUAAUUCUGCUA
Molecule: messenger RNA, 3412 nt
Organism: Uranotaenia lowii
Lineage: Eukaryota; Metazoa; Arthropoda; Insecta; Diptera; Culicidae
Gene: pav
Product: kinesin-like protein KIF23
Exons: 4
Coding region: 163-2766 (867 amino acids)
Biological process (GO): microtubule-based movement
Cellular component (GO): kinesin complex; microtubule; nucleus
Molecular function (GO): ATP hydrolysis activity; microtubule binding; microtubule motor activity
Source: RefSeq, a predicted model, not a curated record